Coregonus clupeaformis (lake whitefish) is the source of this 3323-nucleotide messenger RNA. Its product is annotated as receptor-interacting serine/threonine-protein kinase 3-like. Gene Ontology annotation, molecular function: protein kinase activity; ATP binding; GTP binding. The coding region runs from base 1094 to 3085 and encodes 663 amino acids. Lineage: Eukaryota; Metazoa; Chordata; Actinopteri; Salmoniformes; Salmonidae. Gene Ontology annotation, biological process: protein phosphorylation. The record is from RefSeq and is a predicted model, not a curated record. The transcript is spliced from 9 exons.
AGCCAUUAACACGAGGCCGUCCUCCCCAUUUAAGGUGCCACCAACCUCCUGUGCUAGAAAAGCUUUCCACUUUCACUGACUCACCCAAUGAUGCACAUCUCACUCACUGGUGAUGGCCAAUACUCUCGUGGUGAUGGCCAAUACUCUCGUGGUGAUGGCCAAUACUCUCGUGGUGAUGGCCAAUACUCUCGUGCCCAAAAGCCUAUCUAUUUUGUAUCACAUUGUAAAACAAUGUUUGCUCAACAGGCUUAUUUAGAAGUUUAUACAAUAUUUUGGUAGCCUACAGUCAGAUUAGAGUAUUUUCUUUUAAGCAGGAGCCAUUUGCUUUCCGACCUGUGUUUUCCUGCGAUUGUAGCCUAUUUGAAAUAUUGGGAAAGGCUUGUUCUGGCUGCAUGCUGUUCACUGACGGAUUUCUAGUUCUGAGAUACAGGCGCGCUUCUCUCUCUCACCGCCCGCAGGAACCGUCACGCGUUGGUCUCAAACAUAGUCUAUAAUGUUGCGCAAAACAUAAACCCGGGCCGGCCCAACACGAAUUCUAAGAAUAUCGGGCUGAAAGUCUACGUUUUACAAUUACGGUUUUUUUUAGCAGGAGAAUGAGGUAAUCAGGAGACAACUCGAAUGAACUCUGAUAGCUUUUAUUAUAAUUUGUAUAUUGCAAACAGUGAUUUUCUUUCUCAUGUAGAUGUACGGAUCCGGCUCAAAUUAAGCACUGCACAUGUCUAGAUCAACCAAAUAUACACGAUCAAAGAAUAAUUCGUGUACACAAAACUAGUGAGGCCCAACUGGGGCUCGAAGCCAGAUCCAGCGACAACAUCUAUAGGCUAAUAUCAGGUCACUACAAAUCUCAACAAUGUUGUUAUUGUUGUUGUCUUAAUGUGUAACAGAAUCAGUAAAUCCUGCAUAAAUGAUAUUUAACCAGAAAUGACGUAAUAGUAAAUGCAUAAGAGUGGAAAUCCCCACUACUCCCGGACACAGGGCAGCCAGACUCAUUUUCAAUAAACUAUCAGUGAGUAAUUCAUGCUUCGCUACACUGAACCAAGAAGCCUACAUCGAAUUGCACACGAUUGGCAAACAGUUUCAAUAAAUCACACCAAUGCAGAUGGAGCUGCCGCUACCCAGCAGCCCGGCACUGGAGUUGAUUGGUAAUGACAGUCUGCAGGACUGGGAAGUGAUUGGUGGAGGGGGCUUUGGACAGAUCCACAAGGCCAGGCAUACAAAGUGGAGGUUUGAUGUGGCCAUCAAGUUGCUGCAUUAUGAUGAUGGUUCUAGCACUUCCCUGCUUAAGGAGGUAAAAAAUAUGCAGAAGGGAGGGAGCCCCUAUGUGCUGAGGAUUCUGGGGGUGUACCAGGGGUGCCCUCCAUCUCCAGGUAGAGGCCCCUCCACCCAGCUGGGUAUUGUGAUGGAGUUAAUGAAGAUAGGCUCACUGGCGACCCUCCAGGCAACCCUCUCUGGCCCCCCACCCUGGCCCCUGUCCUUCCGUCUGGCCCACCAGAUCGCUCUGGGAAUCAACUUCCUCCACAACCUCCCUCAGCCACUUCUGCAUCGCGACCUGAAGCCCAAUAACGUUCUGCUGGAUGACAACCUUAAUGCAAAGCUUACAGAUUUUGGCCUUGCCGAAGUCUCCCAUAGUGUUUUGAAGACAUCCAGAGAGGAGCCUGGGGAGGAAGGAGGCACUCUUAGCUACAUGCCCCCUGAGGCUUUUGGAUCAUCAUAUGAACCAACUCGAGCCACUGAUAUCUACAGCUAUGGCAUACUGCUGUGGUCCAUCUUCACUGGAAAGGAGCCCUAUUAUGCAGAUAACCCUUAUCUCCAGUCCAGUAUGGUGAGGUUACGGGUCCCCAUGGGCGACAGGCCUCCUCUGGAGGCAGUGGACAGGGACCAGGCUGGUGGGCUGGGGGAGAUGGUUGACCUCAUGGUAAAGUGCUGGGACCAACAGCCCUCUAAGAGACCCCAUUUCCUGGAUUGCCUCACUGUGACAGAGAGAACAUAUGAGAGGCACAAGCAAUCAAUAAACGAAGUUGUCCAUCAAGUGCUCCAUAAACUGGAGGAGGAGAGAGAGAGACAGGAGGAGGAGAGAGAGAGACAGGAGGAGAGAGAGAGACAGGAGGAGGAGAGAGAGAGACAGAAAACUGGUCUAGCUGAUCUGAGAAUAGUUCUGGUGGGGAAGACUGGAGCAGGGAAGAGCGCAACAGGAAACACCAUCCUGGGCAGGGAGGGGUUUAAAGAAGACUCCUCCCCCGUGUCUGUGACUGCUCAGUGUGAGAAACAGAGUGGAGAGGUGGAUGGAAGGAAGAUUGAUGUGAUUGACACGCCAGGACUCUUUGACACAACAGUCACUAUAGAGAAAAUGAAAUGUGAACUAGAAAGAUGCUUCUAUAUGUCAGUCCCAGGACCUCACGCCUUCCUGCUGGUGAUCAGACUAGGGGUAAGGUUCACAGAGGAGGAGAGGAACACUGUGAAGUGGAUCCAGGAGAACUUUGGAGAAGAGGCGUCAAAGUACACCAUGGUGCUGUUCACCGGAGGAGACCAGCUGAGAAAAAAAUCUGUUGAGCAGUUUGUAGGAGAAAGUGUUAACCUCCAGGAUCUCAUCAGCAAAUGUGGAGGUGGAUAUCACUCUGUCAUCAAUGACAGUGACAGUAACACCAACCCUGACCAAGUACCAGAGCUGCUGAAGAAGAUAGAGGAGAUGGUGAAGAGGAAUGGAGGACAACACUACACCAACGAGAUGUACCAGGAGGUCCAGAGAAAGAUCGAAGAGGAGGAGGAGAGGAAGAGAGAGGAGGAAAGGAAGAAACAAGAGGAGGCAAUCAGGAAACAAGAGGAGGCAAUCAGGAAACGGGAAGAGGAGGUGAGGAGAGAGGAGGAAAUUAAGAGAGAGGAGGAGUUGAGGAAGAUAGAAGAGGAGAGACAGGAGGAGAGGAGGAAGACGGAAGAGGAGAGACAGGAGGAGAGGAAGAAGACAGAAGAGGAGAGGAGGAAGAUGGAAGAGGAGAGGAGGAAGAUGGAAGAGGAGAGGAUGAAGAUGGAAGAGGAGAGGAGGAAGCGUAACAGGAGAAAUUGGUUCCAGCGGGUUUUAAACCUUUAACCUUGUUGUGGCCAGCACCAUGUUCUAACCCACCGAGCCGAACUGUGUGUAGUUUAAUCUUUAUAUACAAAUUAACAAUACUUUUAACGUCAUAACAUGUCAUAAUCAAACCAAUCUUCAACUUUCCUUUCAUAUUAAAUCCCUAUUUUUCAAUAAAUAUAAAAACAUGCUGAUUAUUACUUUACUGGGUCAUUGAUUGUAGACUUUACUAUCUGUAGGUAGGUAAUUCACUCUGGAU